AUGAAGAAGAUACAGGAUAAAGUCGACCUAGAAGCACAGAGAAAGAAUUCAACUACAAUUGGUGAAGGAAUGAAAUUGACAACUGAGAAAGUGGGAAGAGAGGCAUCUCUGAGAGUAGAUCUGAAAAGUAAGGGCCAAAUUUAUGGUCAACAGAGCAAUCAAAAGGAAUCCGCAGUGAGCCAAAGAUCUGAGGAGGAUAAUGGACAGGAGCCAAUGAUCAGGAAUGCAAAUGUAGGAAAAGUAAUUGAGGAAUUGAGAGAAGUGAUCAGGAAGCCAAAUGAUAAGGGGAAAUUGGUCAAGCAACAAUUAGAAAAUCAGACUAAACCUCUACCUCAAACAGUUACAAGGAAGAUUCAGAUAAGCAGUGAAAUUGAAAGAAAACAAGAGUUAUCGUUUAAUAUGAUUACGGCACGAAGAAAAUCCCAUGUUGAAAUAGGUGAGAGUCGUGAGCAGCAGGAGAUUGAUGAACCCUGGAUUAUUAUUGGGGAUUUUAAUACUUUGUUGCAUGAAAAGGAAAAGCUGAAAGGUAGAGCAGUCCAAAUGACUGAUAUUGAAUACUUUAAAAUGAUUUUAGAGAAUUGCCAGCUUCAGGUUAUGAGGCAAGUUUAG
Oldenlandia corymbosa var. corymbosa is the source of this 609-nucleotide messenger RNA. The record is from the annotation of a GenBank genome assembly. NCBI's taxonomy places the organism in Eukaryota, Viridiplantae, Streptophyta, Magnoliopsida, Gentianales, Rubiaceae.